CGGGCUAUCUAGUCUGACCCCUGGCUGCAGCCGGCUCCACUCACGACAUGCCCACCAUGUGCACGUCCAGUCUGACCUUGUACUUUGGUAAACAGGAGUAAAAAGCAUGUAGACUGAAAUUAUGGUACUUUAUGGGAGGGAGGGGCUUUUUGUGCAGAAAGAUCAGCAGAAAGCAUUAACACAGCUUGCUUCUAUUGCAAGUGGAUUCCUUGCAGAUAGAGAGGAAGGUGCAUUACACAGACGAUGCACAGGAACUCGUUAAGGCCACUGUCCUCUGCUUUGAUGCACAACCCCUCCUGUGCACAGAGGUCUCUUGCACGGAGUGCUGGACAAUCUCUGCCAUGCAAGCCUCACGCCCUGCACCACAUGAGGGGCCAGGAAGGGGAGGGGGAGCAGCUGGGGCUUGGCCACAUCAGCGCUGCCUGCCCUCCUCUGCUUGGCCCUCUUGGAGGCUGCGUUCUGCCAUGGAAAAGCAGCCUGUGUGGCUCUUUCUGUGCCCACCAUUAGGGAGCAGGGCAGGGGCUCUGCAGGCAGAGUCCGAGCUCUGAGGUUGCUGGGUCUGAGAGCUGGACUCCAAAUGGCACUAUUCUAUCCUCCCUUCCCCUGCCAACCCUGGUGGAAGACAGCAGAUUCCACCCCUAGCAUUUCCCCAUAUUUUCAUACGGUAAGAUUUUACUGUGUCUUGGUACUGUGCCCCACUUUAGGAUGAUUGUAUAGUGAAAAGUAGAUUUUUUAAAAAAAUAAGUGAAACAAUAGAAUAAUUAAAAGGUCGAAAGUUGCUCUUGUUGCUACGCAGAGUGAUAACUUGUGUUAGGAAGGAAAGAGGUGCUGAAGACCUCUGUGCUGGGAGGCAUCCACUCAGACAACGGAUGGCCCGCUCCCAUGUUCUGGGAGGCCAGCACAUUUCCCUGUUGGUGAUCCCAGGCUGGGCAUAGAAUACAAAAUAUGGAAGAGAAAUGUGAUGCUUGCCCGUUAAAUGAUUCGUUCUUCCCACUUUCGAAAACAAGUUGCCUUCCCUUGCAAUUGAAACUGCAAACAUUAUGCCGCAUCAUGCCCAACGUGUGGCAGUGAUGCCCUCAGCUAAGUGGCUGCCCAUUGUCCAUCCCCAGUAAAAGUGCGGAAUGUGGGAAUGUGUACUUAAAGUAGGAUAGUCCAGAUUUCAGUUCACAAUAUGAAAAGAAUCUACUGCAGUUGUUUGGUGGUCUAUGGAAACCUUAUAUUUUUUGCAUCCAGUAGAGGUUCUCCACAUGUAGGAAGGCAGAGCAGAGGCACUGUCCCUGCAGCCACCAUGACCUGUUCCUGGAGGCUUUGCUGAAGCGGAUCUGAAGGGGACUAUGAGAAGAAGACUUGGAGAACCACUAGUCUUUUUGCAGAAUGCUGAUGCAGGCUCGCUUUGCUAGCCAUUGGCCACGGCACGAUGUUCGUUUUUUUCUGGUUGACAAGGAAGAAGGGAUAGUAGAAAAGAUUGCAGCCUGGAAGCACCAUGGUGUCAUAUGAAAUAACAGCAGCAAAGAAUAUACCAGUGGAAAAUGCAACUCAAAAAGUAGCUGAUGCCUUAGAUCCAUCCUACAAAUUAGUACCUGCCUCAUUUGCAAAGGAAAUCCUUGGUGAAGUAAACUUCUCCAUCUCCCCUGAAAACAUUUUUGAGGGGGACACAGUAAAAAUGACGUGCGAGUCAGCCUUGAGCUCCACCAAUGCAACAUGGUACCUUUCGGGAUCUGUGGUCUCCAGCAGCAGCAGGCAUUCCAUAACAGCUGGAUUUGCAGCAGGAAAGUCAACUACAACACUAAAAAUUACAAGCAUUAAGUUGAAUGAAGCUGGUGACUAUAGUUGCACUUUUCUGAAAAAGGGAAUUGACUUGUCGUCAAUCUACAAAGCUGUGGGUAAUAUAACAGUCUCCCAAAUCAAAGUUGUGCCAUCAGAUAAUGUUUCGAUUGUAUGCAAUGGUGAAAGUAAAACACUGAGCUGCUGUACAGAAAGCAAUAUACAAUUAUUCACUUCUUACUGGAAAUCACAUGGAGCAAUAAAUAUUUCAGGAAGCACCACUUCUACACACAACUGUACCACAUACCUUCUUCAGGCUAACGAGUCUCAGUGCCCAGCAGACAAAUCUGGCACCAAAACGGAUUACAUGUGUGAGCUGAACACAACUUACGGUGCCCGCAGCAGUAAAGUGAUCAGUGUGACCUACUUCCGGCUGGCAAAAGUAACCAUGUCUGCUAGCCGAAAUGGCCAUGUUUCUGAGGGCCAUGGCUUCUCUCUAACAUGCCUUAGUGAUGUGAGUAAUUAUGACAAAGUCACCUGGAAGAUCCAAAGAGGAAACUCCACCACGCAUGUAGACAGCAUAUGGUAUUCUACCAGAAAGACCCUAAAAGGAGCCGAAUCUGUGCUGACAGGGGCCGCUGCCACCCGGGACUGGAAUGGCACCUACACUUGCACCUUUUUCCAAAGUUUUUUGAACAGCUCUGCAUCCAUGCAAUUUGAAGUUCAUCCUUUGCCCCUGAAACAUGAAAUAAUAAGAGAUCCCAUAGAUGCAUCCGUGCCUUGUCCAGGCACCCAAGUUCUGAAGUGCUGCACAAGCAAAUUGGAACAUUACACAGUGUCAUUCUAUGCUCCAGGAUGGCCUUCAGCUAUUCAGGCAGAAAAAAGAGAAGAAGGCAGCUUCAACUGCUAUCACCAAACACUCACAGUCACAGAAGCGUAUUGUGAUUCCACACAGCAGGUUUCCCAGGUGCAUUGUGAGUUCACUAACCAAAUUGAUGUGACUGUGAAGAGCUCACCUAUGACCCUGCAUCUUAUACCAGUAAAGUUAGCAAUCUGCAAUUCUUCCAAGGUUGGUGUUGGAAAGGAUGGAGCUGUGAUCGUGAAGCCUUGCCUGCAUUUGAUGGGGACAAGCGGCCCUGUCCGAGGAAGCAUCACCUAUAAGUGUCACCAUGCAAAAUGGGAUGUUGCUGAAAACAACUGCCUGACUGCUCCAGUUAAUGACCUUCUCAGUUCUGCUGAGACCUUGGUGUCUGAUCCUGAGUUAAACCAGAAUCUACCCAUGUACCUGGAACGCCUAAAUAGGACUAUCAAGGAGCAGCAGGAAAAUAUAAGCACUUCAACUGCAAACCUGAAGGCUGUGGUUGAAAUCCUGAACUUGGUUUCAGUCAUACCCAUAGAUGCAAAGCAGAAGCCAAUGGAAAAUUUUUUGUCUGCAGUAGAUACCAUUAUCAACAGUUCAGUAGAAACAUGGAAGAAUUUUAAGAACGGGAGCUCUCAGUUAUUGGAUUCAGUGCAGAAGUUUUCACAGUCUCUCCGACCUGUCAAUAACACUAUUCCACCCAUUAUAAAGGACAACCUUCAGCUCAAAGGAGCUGUCGUUGGGAAUGGGAAUGUUUCAGACUUCAGUAAGAGCUUCACAUUUUCCAAACUCUCCAGCCUCAGUGGUAGUGUGCUAAUUGAUAAAGGAAAAAUCAAGUUUGAGACGGCAAUCACCAUCAUCAGCGUGGCUUAUUCAACACUUGGGCAUAUUAUUCCACUCUAUAAAACAGAUGAAGUAAUUAAUGGUUUGGUAAUUUCCACAGUGAUGAAUACCAGCAGCCAACUAGGUGAAGAUUUCCAGAUCAACAUGACAUUUACAAAGAGCAAGAAAUCCCUAAACAAUCCUCGAUGUGUCUUUUGGAAUUUCAGCUUCUCAGCAGGUGAAGGAGGUUGGGAUGACACUGGCUGUGAAAGCAAAGAGAAUGGGGACAGUGUCACUUGCUCCUGCAACCACUUGACUUCGUUUUCCAUUUUGAUGUCCCCCAGCCAUGCAAGUCCAUGGGCUGGACUGACUUACAUCACUUACAUUGGCCUGAGCAUUUCAAUAUUGAGCCUGCUGGUCUGCAUCGCAAUAGAAUUUGCUGUGUGGAAAUCAGUGACCAAAACUAGGAUAUCCUGCAUGCGCCACGUGUGCAUCCUGAACAUUGCAAUUUCGCUCCUGAUUGCAGACAUCUGCUUCAUCACUGUGGCAGCGAUGCAUGACAAAAACGAUAAAGUGGACCGGCAUAUCUGCACAGCAGUGACAUUUUUCAUUCACUUUUUCUAUCUCUGCGUCUUCUUUUGGAUGCUCACCUUAGCUCUUAUGCUCUUCUACCACCUGGUCUUUAUUUUACAUAAUGCAAGCAAGACUACCAUGAAAGCUGUAGGCUUCUGCUUGGGAUACAUCUGCCCUCUGGUUAUAUCGGCCAUCACGAUAGGCAUCACUCACCCACGUGACUCGUACACACAAGAAGGGAUCUGCUUGCUCAGCUGGAAGGAUAGCAAAGCUCUCUUGGCUUUAGUUAUUCCCGCCAUGACCAUCGUCGUUAUUAAUGCUAUUGUUACCAUCGUGGUUAUCGCAAAAAUUUCAAGGCCUUCCAUUGGAGAAAAGUCGAUAAGUGAAGAAAAAAGCUCUCUCUACCGUGUCAGCAAGAGCAUUGGCAUUCUGACAUCAAUGUUAGGUCUUACAUGGGGAUUUGGCUUUGCCACAGUUUUCCCUGAAAGCCCAACAAUAUUCCAUAUAUUAUUUACUAUUUUCAAUGCAUUUCAGGGAUUAUUCAUUUUGUUGUGUGGAACACUUUGGGAUAGGAAGGUGCGAGAAACUAUGCUGAACAAGUAUUCCCUCUCCAGGUGGAGUUCACAGCACUCAAAGUCGAUAUCGCAAGGCGUAUCAGCUCCGAUGCUUUCCAUCAGUUCUCCUUUCUCGAGGACUUUAAACAACUUAUUUGGCAAAGCAGGAAAAUACGAGGUCUCUUCCACAGAAUCACCGUCUUUAUCCUCUGAAAACACUUCGAAGACCUAUUCUUUGCUGUCUUGAGUCCACCAAGGACUUGAGGUUGUUGUUGCUGUUUCCUUGACCAAGGAUUAAGCACAGAAUAGUCCAAGAAUAAUAGAACAUUGAUUUCUUGUAGGCUAUAAAGCACUGUGACCUAUUAGUAUAACAGUUUAUUUUCCAAUGUACCUUGUGAUGUGUGGAAGACUAACGUUUAGACUAGAAGAAAGGCGGUGAUGUGGGCUUUGAUGCUGUAACGUAUUGAAUGCCGCAGUUCUGGUCAUACUUGCUCCAGUCCAGUUCCAGGAAUGUACUGGCUGGUGUGCCUAAAUCCAGGGUGUGCUGACCCUGAAUUUGAGGGUGGUUGAGGGAUACCUGCCCUAUUCACACACCAAAAUAGGCAUCCAGGCCGUUUAAUGUGCUCAGAGAAAUAUUAUUUAUAUGGAUCUCCUGUA
Varanus komodoensis (Komodo dragon) is the source of this 5229-nucleotide messenger RNA. RefSeq names its product adhesion G protein-coupled receptor F5 (gene ADGRF5). Gene Ontology annotation, cellular component: membrane. NCBI's taxonomy places the organism in Eukaryota, Metazoa, Chordata, Lepidosauria, Squamata, Varanidae. The transcript has 15 exons. Gene Ontology annotation, molecular function: G protein-coupled receptor activity. The record is from RefSeq and is a predicted model, not a curated record. Gene Ontology annotation, biological process: G protein-coupled receptor signaling pathway; cell surface receptor signaling pathway. Bases 1484 to 4819 code for a protein of 1111 amino acids.